Limulus polyphemus (Atlantic horseshoe crab) is the source of this 1529-nucleotide messenger RNA. RefSeq lists its product as uncharacterized. The record is from RefSeq and is a predicted model, not a curated record. The coding region runs from base 9 to 1529 and encodes 506 amino acids. Lineage: Eukaryota; Metazoa; Arthropoda; Merostomata; Xiphosura; Limulidae. The transcript is spliced from 6 exons.
UAUUUAAGAUGGCAGCAUGUUGUGGUCAAGAUGCAGAGGAAAGAGUUUCAGAUGAAAACUGUACUCUACAUUCACAGUUUUGGCUUACUCCGCUUAAUCAGAUUAAUGUAAAAAAUGUCAGCCCGACAACCGUGAUGUCUAGUAGUAAUAGUAAAAACCAAGAACUCAGUGAAAAGUCCAAAAAAGAAACGGAUGCUGCUUUAGCUGAAUUACCAGAAGAUGAAUUGCAAAAACUUCUAGAAGAAGCAGUCACUUUCAAUAGGCCCAGUAGUGAAGAUAGUUACUUGCUCCAGAAGUUAAAAGAAGAACAUGCUGAACUUUGUAAGGAUGUCAAUCAACACACAACACUUAAAGCAGAUGUUUCAGGUGCAUGCCGGAACCGACGGUCACGGAACUGUGUUAGUAGGACAUCUUCCAAGAAUAGAAGUGCGUGUAUGAGUGAGUUCUUCUCUUGUGACCCUGGCAUCUGGGAAGAUGUUGCCAAACAAAGUGAGACUUUUGUUCGAAAGAGAACUGGGAUGUUGGGACGAAGCAGAGAGGACUGCAUAGUAAAAGGUCUCGUUACAGUAGGGUCAAAACAACUUAAGUCUCAGUCUUCUGUAGAUUUAACUGCUACCAAAUCUUAUGAUCCAUUUGAUAUGAUGUGGUCAUCGGGGAAAGGGAGGAGAAGUAAAGGUCUUAGGGUUGAGCGUGCCAAGUCUCUGUCGGACUCUCCAUCAGAGGUUAAGUUUCUUAAAGACAGUUCUUUUCCAGUUAAUAGGACAAGUGAUUUAUCAUUUGAAAUGAUUUCGUCCAGCCUAGACACAAAAUCUAAGUUGGACAGUUCCAAAAACUUGGAUAAAAAGUCUGUUCAUAUUCCUUCCACUCAAAGUGAUCUUUCUAGUCCUGAACUUGGUGGAUUGUUUAACCAUCUAGAUAGCUCUGCGUUAAUUGAGAACCAGGAAGAAACUGAAGAUAUAACAGAUCUUUUCACCCAGGUUAACUCUUCAGUCUUUCGACAAGAGCUUAGAAACAGCAAUCAUACACAAGAAUUUGAACUGAAGGAAAUAAAGAAGAGUGUGGAAGAAACAGUAAAUGAAGAAACUCCACUGCUUAAAUCAUCUCUUUCAUCUUGUGAUAAUCACUAUACUAGAUGUAAAAAUGAUGAUGAUGCAGAUGAUAGUUGCUCUGGUAGAGUAGAAGUUGACGAUAACACAGCAAUGCCUCGUAAGCUGUUAGACAGUAAUGUCGAACCUUCAGAGAAGAAUGCAGACAGGAAAAUCCACCUAGAAGCAAGUUAUGGUAGACCCCAGAUCGGAGGAAACAUCAUGAACAUAGGGAUAAGAUCUUCUUAUUCUAUUCUGGAUGAAGGUCUGUAUUUGAGUGACCAGUCAGUAAAUAAAACCCAGAAGAAGAAAAAGAAAGGGGGGUCAGAAGAAAGUAGAAUUUUAUCAUCUGUAGAUGCUAACGGAAACAAGUCGGAAACUACGGAAUUAUUUUCAUCCGAAGCUCAUCAUUUGAAAAAUGAUAGAAUGGGAGGAAAAUAUUGA